AUGGCAGCAAACGACGGCUUUAUCGGGGCUGUGCUGAUGCCUCUCUCAAUGAUGGAAAUUUUACACAACGGCAAAUGGUUGGUGCAACGUCAUUGGUGUCUGCUCGUUAUUUCUCUAAACAUGAUCUUCUGCACUGUCUCCAUCUACCACGUCCUGAGUCUAGCACUAGACCGUUACCUUGCUGUUUGUCGACCCCUUCUUUACAGGAUCCUGUCGAUUAGGGUUAGGGUUGCUGUCAUCUGCUGUUGUUGGCUUGUCCCAAUCCUCUCCUAUACCAUCGCCAUUAGUGUUGAUGUGUUUUCUACAGUUAGACAACCGUCUGGCCAAUGCCAUAUUUGCUACACCUCCUUUAGUGUACGCUUCUAUACAGUGGCGGUAGUUGUUGCCUUUUACAUCCCUUUCAUUGUCAUCCUCAUUCUGUACAUCAUCAUCUUCCAUAAAAUUCGACAAGUGACUAACUACCAAGAAAGAAAGAGAUUGAAUAUAAAGAAACAAAUCUCUUUUCACUUUUCUCUUAGUAAAUGUUUACACAGGACCAGUUGUGAAGCUAACUCGAAGAUCUCGGAAACUGGCAGAAAAAUUUCUUGUGUUGAGGUCACGUGUAGGACACACAAUGAAGCGAAACAUCUACCAACAGAUCCACCCAAAGAACCACCAACACAAGUGCGUCUUAUGUCGGGUUCACCCAGAAAAUCCUCCAAGGCUUGCCGCACCAUUGGGAUGGUCAUUGUUUGUUUCACAUUGUGCUGGCUGCCCUUUAUCAUUUACCUGCCUGUCAAGGGAAACCAAAACCUGGACAUUCCAUUGUGGGUCAGUAUUGUCACCUGUUGGCUCGCCUACCUCAACUCCACCAUUAAUCCAUUUCUGUUUUACACCAACAGAAGCGUGCAGGAUGCCAUCAAGCUACUUCUGUGUGCUAAAAAUUAA
Physella acuta is the source of this 927-nucleotide messenger RNA. Its product is annotated as D(2) dopamine receptor-like. Lineage: Eukaryota; Metazoa; Mollusca; Gastropoda; Physidae. The record is from RefSeq and is a predicted model, not a curated record. Gene Ontology annotation, molecular function: G protein-coupled receptor activity. Gene Ontology annotation, biological process: G protein-coupled receptor signaling pathway. Gene Ontology annotation, cellular component: plasma membrane.